AAUAUAAAUCAACAUUAAAUGUAAUGUAUUAGUUAUUGUCAUAUUUUAUAAAGUUUACCAAAAAUAUAUGUCAGUAAUAUAAAUGUGAUUGUCUAUGUCAUAAUAACUAUAAGUCAUGUCAUCAAUCUUGUUAGACAUGUCAUCAUUUAUUUUGUAAAAAUGAUUGUAGAAAUGACAUGUGGUAAAAUCACUUCGCAAAUAUAGUCUAGGAGAUUAUUAUUACAACUAAAACAUGUUUUCUUGUUUGUAAAUUUAUUCUCGAAGUUAUUAACGCCAUUGACGACAAAUAAACUAUAUUAAUGUUAAAUAAUCUAAAUAAACAUUUUUUACGAAAAAUAAAAAAAAAUUAAAACAAAUCAAAACAGAUGUUAAAUAUCAAAUCUAUUAUUCUGAACAAAAAACAAAGAGAAACUUACAAUUAUUAAAUAAAAACCUUUAUUUAGUUAACAAAAAUAUUGAUUACAUAUAACAUAUUGAUUUAUUAUUAAAGGUGUAAUCUCAAAUCAUAAUAGUAAAUUUUAAAUUUUGAAAAAUAAAUUGAAUUAAAUUAUAUACAAAUAAAAAUUAUAUUACACAUAAAUAAUUAUAUAUAAUCACAUUAAAAGCUCCUAAAAUCAGAAUUAAAUUGAUUUGAAAUAUCUCUAUUUAGUCAAAAUUAUUUAUUUCUUCAAAUAAAAUUUAAUGUUAUAAAAAAAUAUCAAAUUUUGAUCAUAAAGGGAAAUGAAAAGAAAAAACCAUUUAAGCCAAAAACAAACUUUAGUAAGAAAAUCUACUCAAAGUAGAGAAAGAUGCAAAAUAAAGUAUUAUAAAUAGAGUUCAGUUUCUUGAAAAAUUAUAUAACAAUCAUAAGAUAAAAAUAAGAGAAAAGAAGUUAGAAUAAAACUUGAUUUCGUAAGAUCUAAGAAUGGCAAAAUGGAGUGCGAUAGUUUUAAUAAUGAUGACGGUGAUUGCUAUUGCGGUCACAGCAGAAGCAAAAUAUGACAUAAACGUGUGGCUUAAAUGUUUUCGCAAAUGUUCUCAACCUUGUAAGCCUCACGAUGGUGAUUGUUUUGAACGUUGUAAAAUUCAAUGUGGUGGCCCAAACCCUCCUCACGGUUUCCCACGGUAUUAGUGUUUCUACUCAUUUUGUCUACAAAUAUUCUAAUGCUAUGUAUUAUUAAUGUUUCAUACAAAUUAUAUAUUGUGUAUUUGUACUAACAGAACUUUACAUGGGAUGACAUUUGCGGAAGUUCGUGAAAAGAAAGAAAGAUAAAAAGAAUAUAUAGAAAGUUUGUGAUCAUGUCUGCAGUCUUAAC
Messenger RNA from Brassica napus (rape), 1295 nucleotides. RefSeq lists its product as uncharacterized. NCBI's taxonomy places the organism in Eukaryota, Viridiplantae, Streptophyta, Magnoliopsida, Brassicales, Brassicaceae. Bases 905 to 1111 code for a protein of 68 amino acids. The transcript has a single exon. The record is from RefSeq and is a predicted model, not a curated record.